UGAAGGGGUCCAUAAGAAAAGAGAGCAGCUGGAGGGUGCAGCAACAGGGAUUCUGGUGGAUUGAUCUUAUAUUUCCUUAUACCCAACAUAUAAAAAGAUGAGCAGAUAUCAGAGCUCCAUCAUGCAUGGGUUCAGUAUCUGGCACGUGCUGUGUGUGCUUGGUAGCUUGGGCUCAUCUUUGUGUGCGAAUGAGGUUGAAUAUGAGGGAAACUAUGCAGACAACUAUGACAACGAGAUCUCUCAGAACCAGCAAGAGGAGGAGUCUCAACCCACACCAUGCCAUGCAGACUUCUCCCGCUGGGACAAGCUUUUCAUUGCUCUGGAGGACUCCCACAUGAGGCAGAAAAUGCUGCUGGAAUCUGUGGAGCAGUGCUGUGGAGGAAUGCACUCUCUGAAGACCCAACUGGGCAAGCUGGCCAAGGGGACAUGGCAGCAGAAUGCAUCCAGCCUGGUGUCCGCAUGCAGGGCGCAGGCAGAACAGUCAAGUCUGAGGCUGCAUCAUAAUUUGGCAAAACUCCGGGAGGAAGAAGAGGAGAGGGAGAGGACAAUAAACAUGACUUUACAGAUGAUCCUGCGCAGUAGUCAUGAGGAAAAUUCCCGACUGAGGCACCUUGAGGAAGCAAUGCCAUUGGCAUCAGCAGGCAGCAGGAACAGCAACCAGCCGACACCAAGACCUGGAGGUUUAGGGACAGCGGGGGUAAAACCGUUCUUGUUCGGCCUGAAGGGGCAAGAAGUGACUUUACCAAUGGACAUGGCCACAAUGGAAAGUGCUCUGGUUGCUAUAGCAACGGACCUGCAGAGGGUUCACCUGCAGCUGAGCAAAGUGAUAGAGCAGGCAGGAACACUGAGGAAGGACAGAGGAGACACAUGAAUUGUCCAGAAUGAAAAGUUAUAUUAAGAUCAAAUGGGAUUUUGCACAUAAUCUUUUUAUGGUUUUUUUUUCUACAAUGUUGCUUUUUGUUUUGUUUUUUUUAGUGAGAAUGAACUCAAAUGUACCGUAAAGAUUGUAGAUUUGCUGUAAUGAAUAAAAAUCAAUUAAACAACUAUAUUACCCUCAUGGAAAAGUUUGCCCGUUCCACACAACAAUCAACUCGUUUAUAACAAUAUCCUUGAUUGCACUUUCAUUUGUCUGAGUCAGUCGCUAAAUGAGGGUUAUCCAGCACAUGUCAGAGUUUACACCCUGUGGCGAUGUCUGCUAAUAUCCACAACCACAAGAAGGUGUGUCAGAGGUUUUGGUUUGUGUGUAAUUCUUGGCAGGUCUGUCCUGCUCAUUAGCUGCUUUAGGAGUGUCUGAAUGCAAAGAGACCACUGCUUUCAAUGCUCACCGUGUUUAUGAUGUUUGAAACCCUGACAGAAUUGUAUUGCACUGCCACCCAUCCCUCCUUCAGCCUCCUAUACACACACACACGUG
Messenger RNA from Melanotaenia boesemani (Boeseman's rainbowfish), 1411 nucleotides. RefSeq names its product pentraxin-related protein PTX3-like. The transcript has 2 exons. The record is from RefSeq and is a predicted model, not a curated record. Gene Ontology annotation, biological process: innate immune response. The coding region runs from base 98 to 871 and encodes 257 amino acids. Gene Ontology annotation, molecular function: complement component C1q complex binding. Lineage: Eukaryota; Metazoa; Chordata; Actinopteri; Atheriniformes; Melanotaeniidae.